Parnassius mnemosyne (clouded apollo) is the source of this 1446-nucleotide messenger RNA. The record is from the annotation of a GenBank genome assembly. Lineage: Eukaryota; Metazoa; Arthropoda; Insecta; Lepidoptera; Papilionidae.
AUGUACACGGUACUUGUUUAUUUAAUUCUCUUGACUAGAGUCCAAUCGUUUCCGUUUGACCAGUUCUUACAUGAUCAGUCGGACAGUGUCUUAAAUUUUCUGAAAGAACAAAGUCGUCAAGUUGAACAUGCUCUAACGUCUAGUUACGACAGAGCGGUGCAAGUGAAAAACUCUUUCGACAGUUAUGUAGAAGAGCAAAGGAACAAGAUCAACACGGAAAUUAACAGUUGUAUUGAAAAUGUUAAGGAUAGAGGAAGACAAAUCGCUGAUUCUUUUACCUAUCUUCCUACAGAAGAAGCCGACGCAAAACUCCAAAAUCCUGAUGUAACAUUGACUGUACCAGCGAGGGUAGCACGCAACGGAUAUAGAUGCGAAACACACACGGUAGUGUCCAACGGCUAUCUGUUGAAUUUACACAGAAUACCUCAUUCCAAGAAUGACAGAAAAAUUUCACCAAAGACGAUACUACUCCAACAUGGAAUUUUCGCUAGUUCAGCGGAUUGGAUAAUGAAUGGGCCAGGUAAAGCACUGGCUUAUGUCUUGGCUGACGCGGGAUACGACGUCUGGAUGUCCAAUAUAAGAGGUAACCGCUAUUCGAAAGAACACGCCUGGCUGAAAACGAAUACGAAGUCAUAUUGGAACUUUUCCUGGCACGAUGUCGCUCUGCACGAUAUUCCUAACAUCAUCGACUACAUAAUGAAACUAAAAGGCGAAGGUACUAAGAUCACUUACAUAGGACACUCUAUGGGGACGACUAUCCUCUUCGCUAUGUUAACGUUGCGACCAGAAUACAAUAACAUUUUAACUGCUGGUUAUGCGUUAGCGCCCGUCAUCUUCAUGUCAGAUUUCAAAUCCCCAAUUAAAUCCCUCGCAUCUGUUGGCAAAAACGUCGCUCAUAUGGAGAUGCUGUACGGCAGCCACGAAUUUCUGCCGAAGAAUUCUAUGUUCGGAGAGAUAGUAAGUUCAUGUAAUGUUGAUUAUAUAGAUGAUAAGAUUUGUAAAAAUUUUAUCUUUCAAUUGUGUGGUGAAAACGAGAAACAAUACAAUGAGACGUUGUUACCUGUGUUCUUGUCUCAUUAUGGUGCUGGAACAUCGUGGAAAACUGUAUUACAUUUUGCUCAAGAGAUUUUGGCAAGAAAUAAAUUUCAGCAAUUUGACUUUGGUCCAUCUAACAAUCAAAGAAUGUAUGGGAGCGACCAACCCCCAGAAUAUGACUUGAGUAAAAUUACAUUACCCAUACAUUUAUACUGGGCUCGAAAUGAUCUAUUAUCGAGUGAAAAAGAUGUGAAAAUGCUUCUAGAUAAAUUGCCUUCAACAACAGAAGCUUACUUAGUGCCGGACCCGAAAUUCAAUCACUUAGACUAUCUGUGGGCUAUAGACGCAUCAACAUUAAUAAACUCACAAAUGUUAAGUUCACUACAGUCAACGUUCGAAGAUCACCUAUGA